Messenger RNA from Galendromus occidentalis (western predatory mite), 1323 nucleotides. Its product is annotated as thymocyte selection-associated high mobility group box protein TOX. The transcript is spliced from 5 exons. Gene Ontology annotation, cellular component: nucleus. Gene Ontology annotation, biological process: regulation of transcription by RNA polymerase II. Bases 145 to 1101 code for a protein of 318 amino acids. Lineage: Eukaryota; Metazoa; Arthropoda; Arachnida; Mesostigmata; Phytoseiidae. Gene Ontology annotation, molecular function: chromatin DNA binding. The record is from RefSeq and is a predicted model, not a curated record.
UCGCUGCUGAGAGUGUUGUAGGCGCGAGGCAAUGCUAGUGAUCGAGAUAGUUGAAUAUCUAACAAACUCGUGUCAGGACAGCUAGGCUUUGUGUAGAUAGGUGCAGUAGCUCAUUACAGGCAGGAGCCUCUUCUGAUAAGUACUAUGGAUCCACCUCAAUUGCCUUGGCAAACCUUCGACGGUCAACAAACUUUGAAUCUCUCUACUGCUGCCGCGGCAGCCGCGUCGCAAUUCUAUAUGCAAGACUACAUCAACUCCGGUGGGUCGAGCUUCAACUCGUUUCAGCAGUUGCACAGCAACUACCCGUCUCUGCAGUCCGCCGAAAGCACUUCGACGACUCCGGCUUCGACAAGUUCCGUGUCACCGGGAACGAUUGCUUCCAUCGGAAGCAUAAGCUCUCUGGGUCUCCAAGCCGCUCAAAAACAGAACGGCGUCACCAAGCAGAAGAUCCAACGCAAACGCAAAAAAAAGGAUCCCAACGAGCCGCAAAAGCCCGUUUCGGCGUACGCCCUAUUUUUUAGAGAUACUCAAUCUCAUAUCAAGAGCCAGAAUCCCAAUGCAACGUUCGGGCAAAUCUCGAAGAUCGUCGCCAGUAUGUGGGAUCAACUGGACGCUGAUCGGAAAGAGGUCUACAAGAAGAAGACGGAAGCGGCGAAAAAGGAAUACUUGAAGGCGCUCGCCGCGUACCGCGCGUCGUUGGUUCAGAGUCCCCAGACUUCAACCAGUCCCCAAAAUCCGACCGCUCGAUCUCCUCUAUCAACGCCCUCAAUUUCUUCGUUCCAAUCCACAUUGGGACAGAAUUUCAACGCUAAUCUUAUGAACGGUCUGAACUCAUCGUUGGGCUUCUCGCAGAGCAACGGUAACCUCGCCACAAUGGCGAUGCCCAUGGCUAUGGGUGGUCAAGCGAUGGCCAAUCUGGCGAAUUUCUCGCAGAUGGGCUCACAGUGGACGCAGGAUUCCGCCAAACUCGGUUUCAGCGCUCAAAAUUGGCCUCCAGCGGCACACUCAAAUUCCAACAUGCACAGUGUGUAUCUGGGCACUCAAAUGCACGCACUCUCGAGCCAACUGGGCAUGGCGCCCUGGGAUCACCGGACUCGAUAAGCUUAUCUUGAAGAAAAAAAAAACUCAAACUCUCGUCUUCGUCGAAAUCGAUUGCGAAAAUCGCUCGAUGCAGAGAACGCGGAAAGACGGAUGAAAAAAGGGCGAUUACGGGAUGUUCACACAAUUGAAAGCCAAUUACUGACAACAGUCGCUGAGGUCGUGAGCUGCUUAGAGCCGCCGGGCAGUGCCGAAUUUUGUACAUAUAUUGAUGGUGAUGCAGCC